CUUGAUGGGGGCUAAUUGCUAAUCUUGCUGUGCAAAUAAGGAGAAUGACAUUACAGAAAUAAAAUUGACUUAAGACAAAGCAAAGCCCAAGUCCAAUAAAUAAGAUAAUGACUAAAAAAAAGAGGAAGUUAAGGUUUAAGUAAAAGAACAUGAAAGAUUUACGAUUGAUUAAGAAUAAUAAAAAUAAAAGAAAGAUACGAAAAAAGAACAAAAAAAAGAAUCAGCUAAGGAAGUUACACCCAAGAAUGCUGAUGAAAAUUCAAAAAAAUCAUAAGAAUAAGAUAAAUAAUUAAAUAUUUCAGCAAACCAUUCAGUUAGUAUGAAUGUAGCAAGCAACCAAGAGGGAAAUGAUCUAAUCAAAAGUACUAUGAAUUGCACUGAGAGAAAGAAGUUACCUCCGAUACAACUAGAGUCAGGAGCAGUCUAUGAAGGGGAGUGGAAAAAUGGCAUGAGAGAUGGAUAUGGAAAAUAAAGAUGGCCAGAUGGUUCAGUUUAUGAGGGAGAAUGGGUUGAGGACAAGUCUUCAGGAAGAGUAUCUAUUAAACUACUACAUUUAGGGUAAAUUGACACAUGCAGAUGGAGAUGUUUAUGAUGGAGAGUGGAAAAAUGAUAAGGCUAAUGGAAAAGGAACAUAUAUUCAUGUGAAUGGUGCUAAAUAUGAAGGAGAGGUAAAUUUAAGUUCUAUCUCUAGUGGGAAAAUGACAAACAACAUGGUCGAGGAGUAGAAAAUUGGCCAGAUGGAGCUAAAUAUGAAGGUCAAUAUUUCGAAGGGAAGAAACAUGGAAAUGGUAUCUUGAAUUUUGCUGAUGGUUCACGAUAUGAUGGUAUCAAUUUGUACUAUUCUUUAAGGCGAGUUUCUAUAAAAUGACAUCCAUGGAGAGGGAACCUACAUAUGGCCAGAUAAAAGAGUCUAUAAAGGGUAGUGGAAGAAGAACAAAAUGCAUGGAAAAGGACAGAUCAUCUGGUAGGAUGGUCGUAAAUAUACUGGUGUAAUGAAUUUCAUCUAUUUUAGGAAUAUGAAGAAGAUAAGAAACAUGGUAAGGGUGUCUUUGAAUGGGCUGAUGGCAGAAAAUACAUAGGAACUUGGAUAUAGGGUAAGAGGAUUAUGCAAUUGUUUUAGGAAGAUAACAUGGAAUUGGAAUCUAUUACUUAUAAAAUAAGGAAGUCAAAGUUGGAGAAUGGAACGAAGGAAAAAGAAUCAAAUGGUUUGAAAAGAAUGAAAUUGAUUAGUUAAUUCAAGAAUAAAAAAUCAAGAGAGAGGACUUGCAUUAAUAGGAUUGA
This is a messenger RNA of Paramecium octaurelia, 1281 nucleotides long. The record is from the annotation of a GenBank genome assembly. Lineage: Eukaryota; Ciliophora; Oligohymenophorea; Peniculida; Parameciidae.